Gloeophyllum trabeum ATCC 11539 is the source of this 3138-nucleotide messenger RNA. RefSeq lists its product as uncharacterized. The transcript has 12 exons. Lineage: Eukaryota; Fungi; Basidiomycota; Agaricomycetes; Gloeophyllales; Gloeophyllaceae. Gene Ontology annotation, cellular component: peroxisomal membrane; cytosol. The annotation marks the transcript as partial. Gene Ontology annotation, molecular function: ATP binding; ATP hydrolysis activity. The record is from RefSeq and is a predicted model, not a curated record. Gene Ontology annotation, biological process: protein import into peroxisome matrix.
CUACGUAUUCCACCAGUAUGGCUGAAGCGUUAUCCUUCCGUGUUCGGCGAUGGAGUCUCCCGUUCACUGGGCAGUGAACGAUUCGUAGUCUCCUUGGCUAGGCGUGCAUGCCUUUCCUGGAUAUUCAUAGCAGCUCUGUCAGAAGCUGCAUACGAUGCCGCUAGGGACCCUGAAUGCUUCUUGAACAGAUGGGUCUACUGCAGCUCCCGUGUACUUCGUCAAGGCGACGAAGUUGGAUUCGACCAUAACGGCGAGCUUGUCUCUCACGUAGAGUACACCACCCCGUUCAGGUAUCGCCUGAUCAUGGCAGAACCCAUCAUGCAAGGCUACGCUGAAGAAGGUGCAACUCAGGUUAUUUUACUCCGCCCAUCUUCCCUUGCGGAUGGACUAUCAAAUGGGCAUGCUACGCUGUACGACCUCGGCUCUGAGGACCCUACACCUACUGCAUCUGUCAACGGUUCAACAGAGAACCUAGAAAUUGAUGAACGCUUUCUAGCAAGCUCAUUAAUAGAUGGUGGAUCUUCCUUCUACCAUGCCUCGAACGGGGAACGGAAUAGUUCCAACAGUGAUGGCUCACCCGAAAGUCAGGGCUUGACUCUCCUGGCUCGACCUUUGUUACACACGAUAUCUCGGGCUUCUGAUGACUAUACUAUCUACGUGCAUACUAAUGAUCUGUGUCGAUUGGGACUGUUGGUCGGCGAUUGGGCUACCGCAUCAUCACAUGCGACUGAAAAUAAACGCGUCGUUCGUAUAUGUGUGGACGAUAAGGUCAAAUGCCGACCAGGUACUUUAGCAGCUUCCCCUGUUCUGCUUCGCAAUAUCGUACGUGUGUCCUCACAUGCGCACCCGUCCGAAUUGUGCAUACGACUUGCUCCUCUUGGAUAUGCCCGGCCCACAAUUCCUGUGGCCGACGAAGUGACGAUUGCCAGGGUCGCUUCUCCUAUCACUAUUCACCGUGCUUUUCAGCCCUUGGUUCUACGGUCUCUCAAGGACUAUUUUGGUGACAAUGCACGUCUAGUACUGGAAGGAGAUAUCAUCGUCAUGACGGUCAGUACGAACGAUCUUUCCGGGUUAGAGCAGGAAACAUCCGCUACCGAAAGUGCGGAGGAGGACGAGCCAUGGACGCAUCCCCGCGGUUUGCAUCAUGCCACACAUUCCGAUGAAAUAAUCUUCUUUGUGGUAACCAAAAUUCGGUGCAGCGGGACAAGUACUGGCCAAGCUGCUCAGACUGCCUCCUCGUACAUCACUGGGGACGGGACCUUGGGAUGCUGGGUGGACUCAUCGGUGACCAAAAUGGUCCAAGCGGGUAUCGAGCACGUGCGGGUCCCUGACAUUGCUGGGUACAUAGGUGUCGGUAAGCUUGGAUUCGGCUUACUAGAUCCCCCACCAUUGCGUCCUCCCGCACAGCCCCAGACUCAACUAGUCAAGAUUUCCGAUAAAUUAUACUCGUUAUCAUCCGUUGCCUUUGCCGCUCAUACCAAGAAUUAUGAUCUCCAUUUGUCCGUCCUACUCAAGGGUAAGCGAGGGUGCGGGAAAGUGUUCACUGUUCGACGUGUCGCUCGACACCUGGGAAUCCACCUGCUCGAAGUCAAUUGUUUCGAUAUUCUUGGGGAUAGUGAUGUGAAAACUGAAGGGGCGCUGCGGGCACAGUUUGACAAGGCCGCUUCAUGUGCACCCUGCGUUCUCGUGCUCAGGAACACUGAUGCAUUUUCGUUGGCCACGCAGUCUGAACCUGAGAAAGAGACACCGUUGGCUAGUGCAUUAAGGGAGUGCAUCGAUGAAAUGCAUGAGAAGUGGGACGCGACUGGGUAUCCGAUUCUGGUCUAUGGAACUACAGCAAAUCCCGAUCGCAUGCCAACUAGCUUGCUCUCAUGUUUCAAGCAUGUAGUUGACUUCGAGGCUCCAGACGAGUCAACCCGACUGGAACUGAUCGAUUCACUGGCGACACAACUACCGUACUCCCCGGACGUUUCUCUGUCGGACAUCGCGAAGAAUACCGCCGCAUUUGUCACGAAUGAUAUUGCUCAUCUACUGACGUCCUCGAGGUCUUUCGUAAUUCAGCGGAUAAGGGAAGAGAAAUUCUCUUCCGCGAUGCCGGAGAUCCUUCUAUGGCUUGCGGGUUGGCAAGUGUCUGCAAGAGAUCUAGACAACGCUAUAACCAAGGCUAGAGCCGCCUAUUCGGAUAGCAUUGGUACUCCGAAAAUACCUAAUGUCACUUGGGAUGAUGUCGGAGGUCUAGUGUCAGUGAAAGCAGAGAUUCUGGAGACGAUACAACUGCCAUUGGAACGGCCGGACCUAUUUGCCGGAGGCUUGAAGAAGCGUUCUGGCAUUCUUCUAUAUGGCCCUCCUGGCACGGGCAAAACGCUGUUAGCCAAGGCUGUUGCAACGUCAUGCUCUUUGAACUUUUUCUCGGUAAAAGGUCCUGAGCUCUUGAACAUGUACAUCGGGGAAUCUGAAGCCAAUGUUCGUCGGGUCUUUCAACAAGCCCGGGACGCGAAACCCUGCGUUAUCUUCUUUGAUGAAUUGGACUCCGUCGCGCCUAAGCGGGGCAACCAUGGCGAUUCCGGGGGCGUGAUGGAUCGCAUUGUCAGUCAACUUCUGGCUGAACUGGACGGCAUUUCUGGAGAAGGUAGUGCUGAUUUGUUCGUGAUUGGGGCGACAAACCGACCGGAUCUUCUGGACUCCGCAUUACUCAGACCCGGCAGAUUUGAUCGUCUGAUAUACCUGGGUGUGAGCACGACGCACGAGGCUCAGCUGGACAUCAUCAAGGCUCUUACCAGGAAAUUCAAGCUGCAUCCAACUCUCGAUCUACGCUCUGUAGCCAAUCAGUGUCCCUUCACUUACACUGGGGCCGACUUCUACGCACUCUGCUCUGAUGCGAUGCUGAACGCCAUGUCGCGCAAAGCAGGGGAACUCGACGAUAAGUUAGGUGCGCUAACAGCCGCUUGUUCGCCGCCCUUAAGCAAUCACCCCUACCCUCUCACACCGCAAUAUUAUCUUGCUGAGAUGGCAACCUUAGAGGAUGUGGAAGUUGUUGUCAUGCAGGAGGAUUUCGAGCAGGCUCUUCGUGCUCUGAUUCCUAGUGUCAGCCAAUCCGAGAUGGAUCAUUAUCACAGAGUUCAAUCGCGAUUUUCGAAA